Molecule: messenger RNA, 360 nt
Organism: Striga hermonthica
Lineage: Eukaryota; Viridiplantae; Streptophyta; Magnoliopsida; Lamiales; Orobanchaceae
Source: the annotation of a GenBank genome assembly
AUGGCUGAUGGAGACGAGCAACUCGAACUUAGAUUCAGAAUUUUUGAUGGGACGGAUAUAGGACACGGGUCAUACGCAUCAUCAACUACAGUCGCUACUCUUAAGCAACGGCUUCUUUCUGAGUGGCCUCAAGAUAAAUCAGUUGUACCAAAGUCGGUCAGCGAUAUGAAAUUAAUCCAUUCUGGAAAGGUUUUAGAUAGCGGGAGGACACUUGCCGAGUCUCGAGUGAUUGUGGGUGAUCUCCCAAGUGGGGUUAUUACAAUGCAUGUUGUUGUCCAGCCUGCUGUUGUCAAGAAAAAGACAGGUAAGAACCAGUCCGAGAAAGAAAAACAAGGCUCGUGUUCUUGCACUAUCCUUUAG